AUGGCUGUGGCUCUCUGGAGUUUUUAUUGGGUCCAGGGUGCUUCCACGGCUUUAGCUGUGCCAUGCAACUACAAGAAUCGUUUGCAAGAAUUUACUCAAAAAUCACACAUAGCAUAUCCCGUGUAUUUAGCUGUUAAUGAGGGGCUCCCACAUCAUCCAAAGUUCAGGGCGACAGUGUGUGUGGACAACACCAGUUACAUUUCCCCCAACACUUUCUCUAAAUUGAAAGCAGCUGAGCAAGAUGUAGCUAGAGUAGCACUAGAAGGUCUUGCUGAAAAAUUACCAGAAGAAGAAGAGUGCCCUGUUAAUUUGGAGAAUAUUACUCCAUUUUCCAAAUCUGUCUUGAAUGAGUAUGCUACUAAGCUGAGUUACACCGGUGAUACUGCUAGAAGAAAAAAAGAUGCUGAGAAGUUAGCAGCAAGUGCUGCUAUUAUCUCAAUGCUUGACGGUGCUACCACAGGAACACUUUAUGAGAUGGUGAAAUCAAAAUACAAUUUUUUUGCUGAAGCCAGACUGAACAACUUUGAUGAAUGUACUCAUGCUCUUCAUUCUAGUUUAGCAACCAUGGAAAAAGUAGGAGAUAAGGAGGUUGCAGUUCCUGUGGCUGUUGAAAGCAAUGAAACAAGAAUUGCACUUCCUGCACCUUUUUCUAAGAUGCCAGAACAUGCACCUUCCCUCAAGCCACUGUCACGUAGAUUCCAAAUCUGA
This is a messenger RNA of Cajanus cajan (pigeon pea), 708 nucleotides long. Lineage: Eukaryota; Viridiplantae; Streptophyta; Magnoliopsida; Fabales; Fabaceae. The record is from RefSeq and is a predicted model, not a curated record.